UUUUUUUUUUUUUUUGACAAGGUCUUGCUCUGUCACCCAAGCUGGAUGAGUGUCAUGGCUUACUCCAGUGUUGACUCCUGGGCUCAAGCGAUCCUACCACCUCUCUGCCUCCUAAGUAGCUGGGACUACAGGUGCGUGUCACCAUGUCCGCUAAUUUUUGUAUUUUUGUAUUUUUUUUUUUGAGACAGAGUCUUGCUCUGUCGCACAGGCCGGAGUGAAUUGGUGCAAUCAUGCUCGCUAAUUUCUUUGAGACAGAAUCUCGCUCUGUCACACAGGCUGGAGUGCAAUAGUACAAUCUGGGCUCACUGUAACCUCCGCUUCCCAAAUUCAAGCGAUUCUCCUGUCUCAGCCUCCUGAGUAGCUGGGAUUACAGGCAUGCGCCACCAUGCCUGGCUAAUUUUUGUAUUUUUAGUAGAGAUGCGGUUUUGCCAUGUUAGCCAGGCUGGUCUCAGACUCCUGGCUUUAGGUGAUCCACUGACCUCAGCCUCCCAAAGUGCUGGGAUUGCAGGCAUGAGCCACCGCACCUGGCCUAAUUUUUGUAUUUUUUUGUAGAGAAGGUGUUUCACCAUGUUGCCCAGGCUGGUCGCAAACUCCCGCACUCAAGUUAUUCACCAGCCUUGGCCUCCCAAAGUGCUAGGAUUACAGGCAUGAGACACCAGCCAGGCCUAUCAAGUCUUUUGAUAAGAAAAACAAAUGGCAAUUAUACUUUAUUAAACUGGAGACUAUUAACACAUUAAUUACUUAAAAGAGUUCUGGAAAUGUCUAAACCGAUGCCAAAUAAUUAUUUAAUAAUAAUAGCACUAGAUUCAACACUACACAUUCUAGUAGCAACCUUAAGCUGAUCCUGAAAAGUUAAGAAAAUAGGCCAGGCAGGGUGGCUUACGCCUGUAAUCCAGCACUUUGGGAAGCCGAGGUGAGCAGAUCACUCGAGGCCAGGAGUUCAAGACCAGCCUGGCCAACAUGGUGAAAGCCCGUCUCUAGCAAAAAUACAAAAAUUAGCUGAGCAUACUGGCGCACACCUGUGGUCCCAGCUAGGGAGGCUGAGGCAUGAGAAUCCCUUGAACCUGGGAGGUGGAGACUGCAGUGAACAGAUAUCACACCACUGUACUCAGUCCUGGGCAACAGAGUGUCUCUGUCUCAAAAAAAAAAAAAAGGAGAGAAAAUAGAAAAAUAAAAUGUACUUGACUAAGAGAGUAAGGCUAAAAGCCAAGUUUAGGACAUCAGUCUUUCCAGCCCCUGCAGGCUUUUUCAGUCAAUACCUUAAAGUGUAACGUCCCUUUGAAAAUGUUGCCAGGAGAAGCAGGCAUAACUUGUUCUGUUACUCAACCUGUCUGUUUCCAGUUACAGCAUCAUGAUUAUGCAAAUAAUCUUUUCUUGAAACUAUGAAAUCACGUGGCUAAAUGUAAUUGUCAAGGCAGCAGUUUUCUCAGAAUUUAAGAAGUAACUGUAGAGAAAAUGCUUCACAAUGUCUUUGUAGUCAGUUUUCCCUCAUUAUUAUUCCUCUCAAUUCCAAAAUAAUGACUGGUACAAUACAGCUUUCAAGUAUGUGAGAGGAUAUAUCCUCUGAAACUCCUGGACAGACAGCACUGGUAUGACCCUAUGUAGGUCACAUGAUAAUAUCCAAGUAUAGAGAAGCAAUGAAUCCUAUGAACCCAGUUUUAAGCCCUUAUAGAACUGUUGUCCAGAAACUAAGACAAAAGUCUCCUAUUUAAAACUAUUUUAAUGUUUCAUCGCUAUUGUAUUAUUAAAUGGGAUUCAGAUUCUUAUUUUUUUAUUGAGACAGAGUCUCACUCUGUCACCCAUGCUGGAGUGCAGCGGCGUGAUCUUGGCUUACUGAAACCUCUGCCUCCCAGGUUCAAGUGAUUCUCCUGCCUCAGCCUCCCCAGUAGCUGGGACUACAGGCGCGCGGCCGUGAUGCCCCGCUAAUUUUUGUAUUUUUAGUAGAGAUGAGGUUUUGCCAUGUUGCCCAGGCUGGUCCUGAACAACUGACUUUCAAGUGAUCCGCCCGCCUCGGCCUUCCAAAGUGCUGGGAUUCAGGCGCGAAUCACCCUGCCAGGCCUCAUUUCGUUUUUAGUACAGUAUUAUAUUCAAAUUUAAAACCAGAGAUUUUCAAAGAUGACACUUAACUUUAAAAGAUAAAAAGUACUCCAAAGCAGGCUCGGCGCAGUGGCUCACGCCUGUAAUCCCAGCACUUUGGGAGGCCGAGGCGGAAGGAUCACUUGAGGUCAGGAGUUUGAGACCAGCCUGGUCAAAAUGGUGAAACCCCAUGUCUACCAAAAAUACAAAAAUUAGCCGAGCGUGGUGGCGCAGGCCUGUAAUUCUAGUUACUCCGGAGGCUGAGGCAGGCGAAUCGCUUGAACCCGGAAGAUGGAGGUUGCAGUGAGCUGAGAUCAUGCCAUUGCACUCCAAACCUGGGUGACAAGAGCUAGACUCUGUCUCAAAAAAAAAGAAGUUCCUAUAAUUUCUAAAACAAGCAAAGAAAGUUUCCAUACAGAAUUAAGAGAAAAAUGUUAAGACCCAGACUCGGGGUUGGAUGAAAUAGAAUGAGGCAACAGAACACAGGAGUUAAGAGCUUCCGUGUGAUUCCCAGCUCAACCUGGAGCAAAUGACUUAUUUCUCAGAACCUCAGUUUGCUUACCUGUAAAGUAGGAAUAAUAAUACCUACCUCCUAGAUCAAAUUGUUCCAAAAAUUAAAUACAGCAAAAGGCCUAACGAAUUGCCUCAUAAGGGCUCAAUAAAUCGUAUUAUUGCAACCAUUUCGCCUGUAUUUGAGUGUGAAGCGCCUAGAAAAAAACCACAGGACCCCUACGGCGAGUCGGGAAUUUUUAGAUACUUUCCUCCGAGUCAACGCUCAGUGAAAUCAGUUCAAUCAGUGGCCAGACACCGUGCGGCUGACACAGCUUAUCCCCCGACCCUGAGGUCAGGGGUCCCCGGAGCCCAAGGUCGCUUCCAAAGCUCAGCGAGGCGGAGGUGCGGCCCGGGCUGGUCUGGUUCGGCCACCGUUGUUAUGGCAACCGCCAAGAGGUUGGCUUCAUCUCCUUCGGCUAAACUGAAAGUCUGCACAAGAGAGGCCAAUCGAAGGGCCCCAAGGUGGGCAGCACAGGUUCCUCGACGACUUCCUAGGUCGCAAUCUCCAGGAAAACGACCACAGGCUCAGCGCAGCUAGCAGCCGAGCCCCGCUCCCGGGGCCCUUCCGGCGGCUGCGCCCUUUAACCCCGGAAGUGGGCGGGAGAGGAAGCGGCUGGUGAUGCUGGAACAAACAUGGCCGUUCUGGCGACCGUCUGCUCCUCCGCCUCCAGCGGUCUUAGGCUGGCCGCGGGCCUCCGGCUGCUCCCGAUGCUGGGUUUGCUGCAGUUGCUGGCCGAGCCUGGCCUGGGCCGCGUCCAUCACCUGGCACUCAAGGAUGAUGUGAGGCAUAAAGUUCAUCUGAACACCUUUGGCUUCUUCAAGGAUGGGUACAUGGUGGUGAAUGUCAGUAGCCUCUCAUUGAAUGAGCCUGAAGACAAGGAUGUGACUAUUGGAUUUAGCCUAGACCGUACAAAGAAUGAUGGCUUUUCUUCUUACCUGGAUGAAGAUGUGAAUUACUGUAUUUUAAAGAAACAGUCUGUCUCCGUCACCCUUCUAAUCCUAGACAUCUCCAGAAGUGAGGUAAGAGUAAAGUCUCCACCAGAAGCUGGUACCCAGUUACCAAAGAUCAUCUUCAGCAGGGAUGAGAAAGUCCUUGGUCAGAGCCAGGAACCUAGUGUUAACCCUGUUUCAGCAGGCAACCGGACCCAGCAGACACAAGACGGUGGAAAGUCUAAAAGAAGUACAGUGGAUUCAAAGGCCAUGGGAGAGAAAUCCUUUUCUGUUCAUAAUAAUGGUGGGGCAGUGUCAUUUCAGUUUUUCUUUAACAUCAGCACUGAUGACCAAGAAGGCCUUUACAGUCUUUAUUUUCAUAAAUGCCUUGGAAAAGAAUUGCCAAGUGACAAGUUUUCAUUCAGCCUUGAUAUUGAGAUCACAGAGAAGAAUCCUGACAGCUACCUCUCAGCAGGAGAAAUUCCUCUCCCCAAAUUAUACAUCUCAAUGGCCUUUUUCUUCUUUCUUUCUGGGACCAUCUGGAUUCAUAUCCUUCGAAAACGACGGAACGAUGUAUUUAAAAUCCACUGGCUGAUGGCGGCUCUUCCUUUCACCAAGUCUCUUUCCUUGGUGUUCCACGCGAUUGACUACCACUACAUCUCCUCCCAGGGCUUCCCUAUCGAAGGCUGGGCUGUUGUGUACUACAUAACUCACCUUUUGAAAGGGGCGCUACUCUUCAUCACCAUUGCACUCAUUGGCACUGGCUGGGCUUUCAUUAAGCACAUCCUUUCUGAUAAAGACAAAAAGAUCUUCAUGAUUGUCAUUCCACUCCAGGUCCUGGCAAAUGUAGCCUACAUCAUCAUAGAGUCCACCGAGGAGGGCACGACUGAAUAUGGCUUGUGGAAGGACUCUCUAUUUCUGGUCGACCUGUUGUGUUGUGGUGCCAUCCUCUUCCCAGUGGUGUGGUCAAUCAGACAUUUACAAGAAGCAUCAGCAACAGAUGGAAAAGCUGCUAUUAACUUAGCAAAGCUGAAACUUUUCAGACAUUAUUACGUCUUGAUUGUGUGUUACAUAUACUUCACUAGGAUCAUUGCGUUUCUCCUCAAACUCGCUGUUCCGUUCCAAUGGAAGUGGCUCUACCAGCUCCUGGAUGAAACGGCCACACUGGUCUUCUUUGUUCUAACGGGGUAUAAAUUCCGUCCGGCUUCAGAUAACCCCUACCUACAACUUUCUCAGGAAGACGAAGACUUGGAAAUGGAGUCUGUUGUGACAACAUCUGGGGUGAUGGAAAGUAUGAAGAAAGUCAAGAAGGUGACCAACGGCUCCGUGGAGCCCCAGGGCGAGUGGGAAGGCGCCGUGUGACAGGGCCGACCCUGAGGAUGGCACUGUCCAGGGAAACUGUUAACUUAUUCAUAGUCCUAUUGGACAGCAGGAGCAGCUCCUACAGUGAACUAUUGGUACCUCCGACAGUGACACCAGGGCACAUGGCUGGAGCACAGUGCCGCGGAAACCUGAUUUUGUACUCUUUUAUGGAAACGAUCUGUGGCUGUUUAGAGGCAGCUAGAUCCUCCUUUAGGCGGGAAUGGGAGGGUGGGCACAGGGAGGAGGAGAGGAAGAGAAAAGGAAGAAUUCAUUUUUAAUUUAGGUUUCUUUUUUUUUUCUUCUUCUUUUUGGAGCUCUAAGGUAUAUGCAGUUGUGACCCCACGUGUGGGGAAGUGUAGCAAGGAUGGCUGGUGGAGGGGGAAGGAGGGUGCGAGGUGUCUGUCUGAUGCUUUAGGAAAUGUCUACUGAGGACCCCGAGACUUAAGAAGAAGGGCGGGGAGAGUGCCAUUGCCUGUUCGGGAGACAAAGAUGAAUGAAAACAGGUGACUUUGGAAAGCAAAGUCAAAACCCAGUUUAGGAUGUAGCACCUGCCCCAGGAUUCCUGCCCUCGGCGUUGCCCCAGACCCUUAUUCCAGAUGUGAGAGUGACCAGGACAGCAGCUCCUGAGGCCCAGUGGUCUUUCCAACAGGAAAAGAAGGCUGUGAUGUCACUGUCAGGAUCAUGCCCUGCGGCAUAGCACAGGUGGUGGGAGGUGGUUUUCUGAUUGAGAUGUUGCCUGAUGGAUGGAAAGAAAUGUAUUUUUAAGUUCGAAAAGCAUUAUCCUGUGGCGUUCCCUGGACAUCCACUCCCUGACAGCCCAGAGCAGCACUGUCUGGCUUCCCUUCACGCUUGUGGCUUUGUUGUGUGUGAUCAGAAUUUUGGGGGUAAUGGAAAGGAGUUUUCCUUAAGGAGCAGCUGGGGGAGAAUAGGUAGUAUUUAAGCAAAGACUUAAGUCCAAGCAAAUCAUCCCCAUUAAAAGGCUUUUCCUGUAGGCUAGUAGGAUUUCUAAAUUGAUGAAUUCAACAGUCUUGGUCCCCAUAGUCCAAGAGUGUGUAUGUGAAGAAAGUGAGCAUGAUUCAACAGUUUCACUCUCAGGGAUUUUAGGAUGGCGAAAUAUUUCACAGAAACUCAAUGAUUAAGUUCCCUUCCACACUUCCAGAGCUUGAAUGAACACAGGUAGCCACCUAAAGUGAGCAGUAUUGCAACUCAGAGAGAAAAUCAUCUGAACAGUAGGACAGGCUCAGAAGGUCCAUUGUGACUGAGGGCUUAAAAGGAGACCGAAACAUGGCCCCAUCAGGGAAGCUUCUUAGUGCUUGGGGGGCCAGCUAGGUAGGGUUGCUUCCAAAAGCGGGAGCCCACCCCUGCCUGGGGCUUGUCAGCCACACCUGCAGGAGAACAGGGACCUCUGGGGGUGAUAGUCGUGGUCUCUGGGAGUUGUUUUCUCACCUCGCUUAAAAGGGUCAGGCAGAAACCACAGGAUGUGGGGUCACACUCACUGUCCCAGGUUUGGGAACCUGAAAAAGUCUCCAUUCAGAACAUGGUUGUUCUCCCUGUCCCAUGCUAUCUGAUCUUCCUAAAUGACUAAUGAGGAAGCGGAUGUUCUUUUUCUGCACUUUGAUUCGCCAUCUGGGUUCUGUAGGGUGCUCUGAAGGUGUGAUCUGCCUUAUGGCUGAUGUGGAGGAAGAGCAAGCGCCUUCCCAGGCCACAGCUGCUCACCUCUCGGCAGGUAUUUUAGGCAAGCAUCCGUGUCUUCCCAUCUUCAGGAGAAGGGUAAAUGCGCCCUAAGUGUUCACUUCUGGACCUUUUUCAAGUUCACUUGAGACUGUGUGACAGAAGGGAGUUGGAGGGAGGAUGGGAAUAUUUUUAACACUUUGUUUUCCUGUGCAGAAACAUAAUACCAGUUUUCGCAGAAAUGUGUCUCAAUCUGUGACUACCAAAGCCCUCCUCAGUCCUUCCCUCAGAGGGACACAUUUGCUGUUCUCCCGCAAGCAGAUGUUGUGGAUGAGGCGAUAGACUCCUUGGCAAGAACGAAAGAUGUGAUGAAACCUCCCUGCUCGGAAGGGUCUCCGUGGAGGUGUCCUCAUUUCACAUGCUAGGUUUUGCAAGCAGGGAAGCCAGGGAGUGGAGGAGCUAGAGAGAGGCAGGCGUGUGUGUGGACAAGUGCUGGAGCCACAGCCAUCAGACUGGCACGGGAACGCCAGCGUUGGGUGUUCAGAUUCCACGCGUAUGUCUGGGCUCACAGCAUGGCCGAGUGUCUGCAGUGCUGGUCCUGACCCUUCCAGAGCAGCAGUGGAGAGAUGAGAUAAGACUGUUUCAGAAACAAAGAUGGCCACAGCCUUCCUAACAAGCAGGUCAUCUGGCCAUGUCUGCAUUGUAACUGGUAAAAGGCUUCAAGUCAGAUUGAUCAAGAAAAGUCAAAACCCCAGCCCAAGAUUGAGAAAGCAGGUGGUGGUUCCAAGCUUUUAAAAAAUUAUUGAAGCUCUCCAUCCUGUUAUGUGAGUGUGUCUUCUCUUUCUCCUUCAUGUCAUAGCUGUGACCCACCAUUCAUCUCUGCUCUUGCGUAAAGAUGACCGAUGGAGUCCAAAGCCAAGUGGCUUCACCAGCUGACAAGCCACCCUCCUGCAGCCUGAGUUUUACAGUCCACUGGGUUCGUUGUCAUGCGGUGUUUGAAUGGUUAAGCCCUUGCAGUGUUUCAGGGAUCGGGCAAAAAAUAUCGGAUGCACAUAGCAGAACCAUUGGUGGUAUUUAUAGCUCGCUUUGUACUCCUCCUCACUGUUUCUGCCUACGCAAAAUAUCCAUGUUUCCUUUGAGAAAUCUGUUGUGGACUGAAAGCGCUGCUGGCUGUGAAAUUUAAUAAAGUGCGUAUGCUUUGCUAGAAAAUUA
This is a messenger RNA of Symphalangus syndactylus (siamang), 7803 nucleotides long. It is a transcript of the gene GPR107, whose product is annotated as G protein-coupled receptor 107. The record is from RefSeq and is a predicted model, not a curated record. Gene Ontology annotation, cellular component: membrane; clathrin-coated vesicle; Golgi apparatus. Gene Ontology annotation, molecular function: clathrin heavy chain binding. Gene Ontology annotation, biological process: clathrin-dependent endocytosis. NCBI's taxonomy places the organism in Eukaryota, Metazoa, Chordata, Mammalia, Primates, Hylobatidae.